Molecule: messenger RNA, 768 nt
Organism: Pollicipes pollicipes
Lineage: Eukaryota; Metazoa; Arthropoda; Thecostraca; Pollicipedomorpha; Pollicipedidae
Product: thioredoxin domain-containing protein 11
Exons: 6
Coding region: 190-768 (192 amino acids)
Source: RefSeq, a predicted model, not a curated record
CUGGCAUUUAUGGAUUGGUUAUUGAUGUGGGCGUUUUGGAUUCAGUUGUUUUACCGGAUUUCGCAUUAGUCUAAAUAUAUUUUCUACAUCUCUUUAGCGUUCAAUGAUUGGCAAACAUCCUUCUGGGUUGCCCAUUGUCCGCAGUCCGCGAAGUUAGGGGCCGGCGCCGGCGCGCGCUGACCAUGGACGAUGGGCGGCAGUAGCGCGGCGGCGGCCGAUGGCAGGGCGGACCGGCGCCGCCGCCUCCAGGCCCCCGCCGCCGACAUGAGCGGCCGCCGCGGCGCGAUCGGCGCUCGCCUCUGCUUCGUCAUGGGCUGCGCCUUCACCGUGUACGCCGCCGUCAGCAGGGGCCCGCUGCUGCUGCCGGUGGUGCCGGCCCAGCCGGCGGUGCCGUUCUUCGGGCCGGCCUCGGCGGUGACGGACUACUUCACCGGCGAUCUGACGGCGGCGCUGCGGCGCGCCGCCGGCCGCCACGCCACGCUGCUCUUCUUCUACGCGCCCUGGGACCACGCGUGCCGCACGGCCAGGCCGCAGCUGGAGCGGCUGGCGCGCGCCACGGCCGACCAGGUGGACGUGCUGGCCGUCAACUGCUGGCACGUGUCCGGCUCCUGCCGCAAGGACGUGAAGAAGGUGACCGCGUACCCGCUGCUGGUGCUGUACCUGCGCCACGGCCGGGGUCUGCAGUAUUCGGGCCCUCUGGAGGCGGCGCGCAUGGUGCGGUUCGUGGAGCGAGCGCUGCGGCCGCUGGUGCUGACAGACCCUGGGUGA